CAUUUCACCUUUCUUUUCCACUUCUCCCAAUUGAAACUGAAACUGAAACUGAAACCACCCACACAAGAUGAAGAGGCAGAGAGGUGUGAAGGCCAAUGGUGCUGUCCACCCCUGCAUCCCAAUGGAGAAUCCUCCUCCUCCCCCUCUUCUUUCCAAGGUUGAAGAAGUGGCUGCAGCAAUGGGGAUGAAGAAACCAAAGAAAGAGGCUGAGCAGAAGGAGGUGAAGACGGUGGUGGCGGUGGAGGAAGAGGAGAAGAAGGAAAACAUCAUUGACUUUGCUGGUGCAGGGUUGUUGCUGGAGGACAAUGGUGCUGUGAUCAAUGGUUGGAACAAUUGGGAGGAGAACAUGCCUUUGUUUGGAGGUGUGGUUGAUGAGACAAUGCCAUGGGGCUACACUGGGUUUCCAGGGUGGGACAUGGAUUUGACCGAAAACUACAGUGAUGUUGUUUGGGAUGAUGAUAUCUGGAAUCUCAAGAACCAAAUUCCAAAUCCAAUUUUGGAUAUGUAGAAACAGGGUUAAUUGGGGGGUAGAGGUACAGGGUAGACUUUUAAUAUCUAGUUCUGAAAUUAACCAUCAUAUGCUUAAAUCUUAAUCAUCUUCAUGUUUCUUUUACCUGGGAAUUAAUGGAUCUGAACUAUUAUCUUGUUGUUUGUA
This is a messenger RNA of Lotus japonicus, 655 nucleotides long. RefSeq lists its product as uncharacterized. NCBI's taxonomy places the organism in Eukaryota, Viridiplantae, Streptophyta, Magnoliopsida, Fabales, Fabaceae. Bases 68 to 508 code for a protein of 146 amino acids. The transcript has a single exon. The record is from RefSeq and is a predicted model, not a curated record.